Messenger RNA from Daldinia caldariorum, 2176 nucleotides. Its product is annotated as beta-lactamase/transpeptidase-like protein. The coding region runs from base 253 to 1998 and encodes 581 amino acids. NCBI's taxonomy places the organism in Eukaryota, Fungi, Ascomycota, Sordariomycetes, Xylariales, Hypoxylaceae. The record is from RefSeq and is a predicted model, not a curated record. The transcript has 3 exons.
GUGCCUAGUAUCACAGCUCGGAUUUGACCCAUUGCAAUUUUGUUCAGGAUUACUUCGCCCUACGUGGCUCAGCAUGUCAUACUGCAUACCGCUCAUACUGCAGGCCUAGGAAAAGACGAAGAAGCUCAAGUUUAAAAGAAAAGGAUUCGAAUAUAAAUAUAAUACAAUGGCGCUCACUUCGCCCUAUGUAUGUCCAGUAUCAACUCAUCAGGGUAACUUACCUACCUAUCCAUCCGGUCACCUAAACCCAAUAUGUUUCCUCGACCCAGCGUCUAUACGAGCACCAUAGCUCUAUUAGUAGCGGGCCAGACUACCUUAGCUGCUCUUAAUGGACAUUGCCCUCCUUUAGGGCCAGUCCUGCCUGCUCCAAAGAACCCGACUGCACACAAGUCUGUUCAGCUAGCUAUAGGCAGUAUCACCGAUACAUUUCAAAAUAUCGCCGCCAGCCUCGAUUCUACUGGUAUUUCUGUCGCAGUGAAGUCAAUACACGAAGCCAACCCUCUUUUAGAGCUUCACCACACCCCUGAGAUACUCGGCCCCAACGGAACCACUACCAUCGAUUCGCAGACUGUCUAUCGAAUUGGAAGCAUAUCCAAGAUCUUCGCAGUGCUCUCCAUACUGCAGCAGAAUCAUGUAAAGCUGGAUGAUCCCAUCACCAACUAUGUUCCUGAGUUGCGUCAACUCAAAGGAGAAACCAACGAAGUCGACGAUAUCACAACCGUUAGGUGGGAUGAGGUGACUGUUGGCGCUCUCACCUCGCAUAUGAGCGGUAUAGCAGUAGACCUUACGAUCGACCUAGCUAGUUUUCCCGUAGACUUGACCCAGCUCGGUCUCCCCAGCCUAAAUGAGACAUCAAAGACCGGUUGCGCCGGUGUUCUUGGCCUCCCUCCCUGUAACAGGGCCGAGUUUUUCAGAGACUUCGGCAAGCGGCAUCCUGUCUAUGCUCCAUUCACAACCCCCGUCUACUCAAACGUUGCGAGCGUCAUUCUAGCUUACGCCGUGGAGGCAAUAACUAACAUGACUUACGAGGACUACGUCAAGCAGUCAAUACUCGCCCCUCUAAAUAUGACGAACACGACCAUAUUUAACGGCCCGGAGAAGCAGAGCUGGGGAUUUAUUCCCGUAAAUGAGACUUGGUUUGGUGCAAGUUUCGGAUACGAGGACAUAGCUGGAGGCUUCUACUCCAACACGGUCGACCUCCUCUCCCUCGGUACCGGCAUCCUUAAGCACGAUUUGCUAGAUGAAUCUAAAACAAAGAAGUGGAUGAAGCCGAUGACAUCUACCUCAUCUUCCGGUCUACUUGUCGGAGGACCUUGGGAAAUCCUUCGCUCUAGCACGGUCACCAAAGACAAGCGCCUUAUCGAGUUCUACUGCAAAUCCGGCAACCUGAACUCGUACAACAACAUGCUAUGCCUGAUACCGGACUACGAUAUCGUCGUCACGAUCCUCUCCGGCGGACCGCAGUCGAAUGCCGACUUGGUGGAUCUGCUUCUUACCAAUGUCGUGCGGGGCUUGCUUCCAGCUAUCGAAGAAGCAGGUAAAGCAGAGGCGCUGCCAAAAUUUGGCGGCACGUAUGCAGAUGCCGCUACGAACUCGACUAUCACGCUUUCUCUCGACGAUGCGCCUGGAUUCGCGGUGUCUAAUUGGGUCGUCCGUAACGUCGAUAUUGCCAAGAACUACGGUAAAUUCGGAGCUCUAUCGAGCAGCCCUGCGGACCGACCCGUUUCUAUUCGAUUGUAUCCUACCAACCUGAGUUCGGAUGGGGGAUACCAUCGUGCUUGGCGAGCCGUGUUCGGCCAUGGAAGUCCCGAGGAGAGUGCUGAGAAAGACGCGAACUCGUUCUGGCCCGACGCCAGCUGCGUCACAUGGGCUUCUAUGGAUCGAACCACCUAUGGCUUCCGGUCUAUGGAUGAGUUGGUAUUCUCGCUCCGUGAUGAUGGGUCGGCACAGAGUAUAAACUUGAGGACGUUCAAAGUUGAGCUGAAGAGGGCAGCUUAGAUUUAUAGUGCAUACACCUUACCUAGUGCUUUGAUGCUUACCUAGGUACCUACCUGAUAUAGAAUUAAUUAGAAAACUCGAUGGUGGAUAAAGAAGUAUAUAGGUACCCAUAUAAUGUUUAAUUCAUGGUUUGAUCAAAUAUAAUAUUAACAGUUGUAUAGAAAAUAGGAUGGGAAGC